Messenger RNA from Pieris macdunnoughi, 882 nucleotides. NCBI's taxonomy places the organism in Eukaryota, Metazoa, Arthropoda, Insecta, Lepidoptera, Pieridae. The record is from the annotation of a GenBank genome assembly.
AUGGCGUCAAUAGACAACUCGCUAAAAGACAGCGAGGUUCAGAAGCAUCUUAACGAAUUGGAGAAUGUUGCUACUGAGGAGGAAUUGGAGAAGAAGUUGGAGAAGUGGAAUAAAUUUGGGUUCAAUGUGUCCAGUUGGAUGAAAUAUUUGUUUAACCAUGACUCUGGUGAGGGGUUUAAAGCUGAAUGGUUGUCUAUAGACGAAUACAAACGCCUCGCGGAGGAGAGUAUGCAGGACGCGUGGAGGGUGGUCCACGCGCCAUCUUGGAAAUUGGAGAAGAGGGGGUCGCAAAAGGGUGAUAUUGUGGAGUCAACUCAGACUGAAAAGUUCGGGAAGGUGUAUCGAUUUACGGGUAUCGUGGACUGUCCAGCCAAGUUCCUGUACAGCGAGUUCAGAGACAAUUUAACCAGGCUGCCGGAGUGGAACCCCACUAUAUUAAAAAGUGAAUUGAUUAAAGAAGUAGGUCCCGGCGUGGACUUGUCGUACCAAGUGACAGCUGGCGGGGGUCGCGGGAUUAUCGCCCCACGGGACUUCGUCAUCCUCCGCCGGACGGCGCCACUGAGUAGUGACGGGAAAGUGACAGAUGACACGCCAUCUAGUUUCAUAUGCAGCGGUGUCAGUGUCACUGUGCCCGGAUACCCGCCGCAUCGGGAUAUGGUCAGGGGACACAAUAAAGUUGGCUGUUGGUUUCUGACCCCCAAGUGGGUUCAAACGCCAAAUGGCAAAGUGGAACAGACGGUCUUCCAGUGGCUAAUGUGCUGUGAUCUUAAAGGUAAAAUACCACAGUUCGUGUUGGACGCGGCUUUCGCUACUGUGAUGUUGGACUAUAUUGUCCAUGUGAGAGCAUUUGCGGCUAGUUGUAAAGCUAAAGGCAUGUUCUAA